Molecule: messenger RNA, 828 nt
Organism: Emericellopsis cladophorae
Lineage: Eukaryota; Fungi; Ascomycota; Sordariomycetes; Hypocreales; Bionectriaceae
Exons: 1
Coding region: 1-828 (275 amino acids)
Source: RefSeq, a predicted model, not a curated record
AUGGUCAUUGGGCCCCGCGACAGCGAGGUGGGAAACCCUGAAGCCGCUUCGGACCUUUAUGGCCUGGGCGUGCGGGUCGGAAUCUACCUCCAGGCCUUCGGCACCUACUUUUAUAUCCUUCGCUCCCAAGCAGGUGGAACCAAGCUCACAAGCUCCGGCCUCAUGAUCGCGAUGCUGGCCUCGUGGUCUAUACUUGUCAGUCGCGACUCCAUCAGCCCGGCUGAGGCGCUGGCGAUCCACACUAUCGCUAGUGUGCCUGGUGCUCCUGCUGUCAUGGCCUCGUUUGCAUCCAACGCUACCGUUGGUGAGGGCACUGGGAUCCUGGCAAUCGCUAUUGCUGUAGCGUGGCGCGAUGUUGCGAUGCUUGCUUUCUGGGCGAAGCUCUACCGGUUGCUUCCAAGCUUGGGUACGCCGAAUAAGACCUGGUUCUUUGUGCAGGUCGAUAUUGACGGCUGGUUUCGCAUAUUUUCGCUCGUCAUGACCGUCACGAGCGUCCUCAACUUAUUCACAUUCCUGCCAGUCCUCUGGAAGGUAAUGAAGCUUUGUAUCAACAGCUACUGGCAUGGCUCACGUCCCGAAGAAGAUGAUGAGCCAUUGUCGGACCUUAGGAGGUUAAUUUGGAUAGUGCUCUGCGUCAUGAUCCCUGGUCUUUUGGCAAUCACAAUCGCCUUGGUGGAGAUGACGAUCAAGUACAACCACCUGACGCCCGCGGUGGACAUGACGAAGGCGGGACAGGCAAUUCCGUUGGCCGUAGGCAUCAUUACGUUUUUAGAUGGAUUUCUAGUGCUUGUUAGGCCGAAGAGGUCCUCAAGCAGAAACGCGAUCUGA